GCACUCCCCUUCGCGUCUCUCCCCAAACCCACCCGGCUUUGGAGUUUACAAAGGCGCCAGGAGCGGUCGGAGCUCGGGGGUUGGCUGCAGGAUUUCAUUCCCAGAAAGGGACGGUCUCACCCCACACCUGGAUUUUUACCUCCCGCUUUCUGCCGCUGCUCGGGGAAUACCGGCGAGGGAGGGUCGCGCUGCGAGGGGCGCCCACCCGGACCCUUUGAGGAAUACAGGAGGAAAGCUAAACCCUCGGAGAGCUGGAAGCGCCGCUUCCACGAGGAUGACAGCCUUGCGCAGCUUUGGCUUGACGUUUCUGUUAAUGGUUUUGCAGCAGGGGGUGGCCGGCUCCGGCGUCUUCCAGCUGGAGCUGCACGAGUUCGUCAACAGCCACGGGUCGCUGGCCAGCGGCAAGCCCUGCGCCCCGCACUGCAGGACCUUCUUUCGCGUGUGCCUCAAGCACUUCCAGGCGGUGGUCUCCCCGGGGCCCUGCACUUUCGGCAGCAUCAUCACCCCGGUUCUGGGGACGAACUCCUUCAGCGUCAAGGACACGGAGAAAUUUGACAGCCCCAUCAAGCUGCCCUUUAACUUCACGUGGCCGGGAACCUUCUCGCUCAUCAUCCAGGCCUGGCACGCUCCCGCCAACUACCUGCCGCAAGGCUCCCAGACGCUGUCCGAGGACUGGCUCAUCAGCCAGAUGGCGAUCCAGCGGUCGCUGGCGGUGGGCGAGGACUGGUCGCAGGACGUGCAGAAGGGCCCGCUGACCCAGCUGCGCUACUCCUACCGGGUGGUCUGCAGCGAGAACUACUACGGGGACAGCUGCUCCCGCCUCUGCAAGCGCCGUGACGACCGCUUCGGCCACUACGUCUGCGAGGCGGACGGCAGCCUGGCCUGCCUGCCCGGCUGGACCGGAGAGUACUGCACUGAGCCCAUCUGUCUGUCUGGAUGUACUGAACAGAAUGGAUAUUGCAACAAGCCGGGAGAGUGCAUCUGUCGUCCUGGCUGGCAAGGCCGCUACUGUGAUGAAUGCAUUCCCCACAUAGGCUGCCGCCAUGGGACUUGUAAAACACAGUGGCAGUGCAUUUGUGAUGAAGGAUGGGGUGGCCUCUUCUGUGAUCAAGAUCUGAACUACUGUACUCACCACAGACCGUGCAAAAAUGGAGCAACUUGCAUGAACACUGGCCAGGGCAGCUAUACAUGUUCAUGCAAACCUGGCUUUACCGGUGUUGACUGUGAACAUGAGAUCAGCGAGUGCGACAGCAAUCCCUGUAGGAAUGGUGGUAGUUGCACGGAUCUGGAGAAUGGUUAUCACUGCCUCUGCCCCCCUGGCUACUAUGGAACUCACUGUGAGCACAGCGCAUUGACGUGUAUCGAUUCUCCAUGCUUUAAUGGUGGCACAUGCUUGGAAAAAGAACAAGGGGCCAGCUACACUUGCGUUUGUCCUUUCGGCUUCACAGGGUCAAACUGCGAAAAAAAAGUAGACAGGUGCACAAGCAACCCAUGUGCAAAUGAUGGUAAUUGCUUUUACCUUGGUCAGAUUCGCGUGUGUCGUUGUCGGGCUGGUUUCUCUGGUCAGAAAUGUGAGAUAAACAUCAAUGACUGUGCCAGGAACCCAUGUUCCAAUGGGGGAACUUGUCACGACCUGAUCAACGAUUACACCUGCACAUGUUUGCCAGGCUAUAGUGGCAGGAACUGUGACAUCAAAACCAGAGACGAAUGUGCUUCUGGGCCAUGUGAGAAUGGAGGCACAUGCUACAGUGGACUUUAUAGUGCCAACUUUGUCUGCUACUGUCCUUCUGGCUUCAUGGGCAGCCGCUGUGAAUUACCAGUUUAUUCAGUGCCCAUUACACUUCCUCCUAAACCAGUCCCCUGGAUUGCCAUAUCCAUGGGAGUGGGGCUGGUGGCUUUGCUCAUACUGUUCUGCAUGAUAGCAAUGGUCAUCAGGCAGAUGAGGAUGCACCCAGAGCAGGACUCAGAGACGAUGAACAACCUGUCUGACUUCCAGAAGGACAAUCUCAUUCCAGCUUCCCAGCUCAAAAACACCAACAAAAAUAAAGACCUCGAAGUGGACUGUGGGCUGGAAAAGUCAAACUACAAACCCAAGAAUCAUAAAUUGGACUACAAUCUGGUAAAAGAUCUGACAAGUAGAGGGACACAGGAAGAUAAAUAUUACAAAAGUGAAAAGUGUUUAGGAGACAAAUCUCCACUCCGACUACAUAGUGAAAAGCCGGAAUGUAGGAUAUCAGCGAUAUGCUCUCCAAGGGAUUCAAUGUACCAGUCCGUCUUUGUGAUAACAGAAGAAAGGAAUGAGUGCAUCAUAGCCACAGAGGUAUAAGACUGAAGAUCAGCCCAUUUGCACCUCAGAUUUGGUAAUGCCAGUAGAUGGACGUUCCUGCUGCAUUGUUUACAAUUCAGAACUGGAUUGGACUGUUUUUAAUUACAUGCAACUUGCUGCUCUCAGGCGGAGGAUGGAACUGGGUGAACUGGACAGACUGUGAAUUUACUGAAAGAUGCAAUACACCUUUUUGUUCUUACUGCCCUUGUUUGAAGUUUGAUACCAGAAAUCUCAUUGGCUAUAGAAGAAGGGAGGCAGAGGGAAGAGAGAGGGGUUAAAAUGCUUAUGUUUUGACUUGCUUUUAAAAGAUACUGAGGCCAGUUCCUCAUGGACAGACCUGUGGCUUUCCAGAACUCUGGUUAUGGGAGGUGCUGGUAGAGGAGGAGGCGCUUAACUAUCACAGAUGUUGCCACGGACGGAGUGAAGAAAGACACAUUGCUAUGCAGAUAAUGGAUACAGUAUAAAUGAGGUCUCCAUUUUUUUUUCCGGGUUUAAAAGUGCCUAAAAUGUGUCAAGAGAAUCUAAGAAGCCCAAACAGAGACUUGACUGCUCUUUCUGCAGUUACCUGAACAGUAUUGGGCAGGAGUGAUUGACACUUCUUGCUACACAUCAAUUUGCGUCUCCUCUCUCCUGCUGCAUGUACUGGAGACAGUUUAAGGGGCAAGAGGAGGAAGGAAAGAGGGAUACCGAAUUUACGUGAUCUCAUCUGGUGAUGCUUUGGAGAACUGAUUGACCCAAGCCACAAUAUGGGACGGGAUUUUCAUGGAUUUAAGCAUCCAAGAAGGGAAAGUUGUGAUAAGGAAUGUCUACUGCCUGUUCCCCAUUGAUAAUGAGGAGAGACACAAUCCCAGUUCUAUUUAAAGCCUUACAAGUGCGUUUUAAAUCAAUCAGCUCCUAGAACCUAAACAUGCUGAGCUGUCUCAGCUGUUUUCAUGCCCUUUGCACUACCAGUGAUUGUGAAUAGACAUUACUUUUUUCUUCUCCUUCCUCAUUCUCUCCCCCCACCCCCUUAUUUUGACACAAAAUUGGGGGUUUAUGGUGUGUUUCUGAAUUAGGUGCCACCUACUGCAAAUAGUCUCAAAGUUGCAGCUGUUACUUUCUGAAGGAGAAGCAGCAGUGUCAUCCCUGGAUUUCUCUGUCUGGUUGCAGAUCUCCGAUUCUGUCCCUCACCCUGGUUCCAAAUGCCCAAUAGCAAAGCACCCACUGAGAGGCCCUCUGCCAAGACGGGUGGAGAUUAGAGUUAGAAGGUCCUAGGCUAGUCCUGUUUCUUUCUUACCCCCCACUUCUACAGGGAAAAGAGGAAGCCAGCCCCUGGAAAACAGAGGCCUGCAGAAACUCUUAUCUACGCAUUUACAGCAAUAAUAUUGGGCGCCCCCCUGGAAAUGCCAUGACAGUAAUGAAAUGAGACUGUGAGGUGGGGCGAAAUGAGGAGGGAGGAAACAAAAUCUCUGCAAAGAAACCUGGACCAUGCUAUCUCUCGGACAGUGAUAUUCCUGCCCUUGUAAAUCCUGUUGUUGGACUAGCCCAUCUAAUGCCUUGACCUGUGCAGACAAGACUCUUCAUAAUGUCCACUACUGACCUUCUGCUCUGACUGUGUAGGACCAUUUUGAAGAUGACCUUCAGAAAUCAAUAAUAUGGGUUUUAGUUUGUCUGUUUGUAGUUUAUUUUGAAGACUAGUAUUUCAGUAAUUUAAAAAAAAAUCAGAAGCACUGAACUUUCUACGUUUUAUAACAUUAUUUUGUAUAUAAUGUAUAUUUAUAAUCAAAACAGAAGUGUAAAUAUGUUUAUUACUUCUCAUGUAAUGUUUUUAAUGUGAUGACAAAGUUUGAAUUUUAUUUUUUUUUCAAGCAAUGAAAAUACUUUCCUGCUACUAUGAAGUCUAUUGUGGU
Molecule: messenger RNA, 4215 nt
Organism: Oxyura jamaicensis (ruddy duck)
Lineage: Eukaryota; Metazoa; Chordata; Aves; Anseriformes; Anatidae
Gene: DLL4
Product: delta like canonical Notch ligand 4
Exons: 11
Coding region: 275-2326 (683 amino acids)
Biological process (GO): cell communication; multicellular organism development; Notch signaling pathway
Cellular component (GO): membrane
Molecular function (GO): Notch binding; calcium ion binding
Source: RefSeq, a predicted model, not a curated record